GAAUCACACAAACGUAAUAAAAGCAAACUGCAUAUUGUAAACCGUAUUACCUUGAAACUAGCGUUAUAAUGUUUACCUACUGAAUCUCAAUUGGAUGUUUAUUUCGAAAUAUUUUGAAAUGAAGGUCGUUGGGGUUUUGAUGAGUGACGCGAAGGUGCGCAGCAUUGGGCUAGAUUAUCUUCUGAACUCAGAGAGGGAUGCUCUUCAGUUCAAAAAGAUAGAUCCAUUAAUAGACAUAUCAGAACAAGGACAGUUCGACGUAAUCUUACACAAAAUACCUGAAUUUUUGAGGUGUGAUACCAGCAUACUAGGCAGACAAAUAGUGGAAAAUUUCACAAACUACAUAGAAACUAACCCACAUAUAAUCUGCAUUGAUCCACCACAUUCCCUUAAGCGCUUGCUGACACGGUUUGAUCAGUUUCGUUUACUGAAAGUUAUUUUAGAUGCACUAAACAUAAAUAACCGAAUAUUUGUUCCGAACUUCUGUAUCUUAUCGCAAAAUGAUCCAACCACAUUGCUUAAUGCUGAUAUUUCUUAUCCCAUAAUUUGCAAGUCAUUAAUGGCCCACGGAGAAGACAGUGUACACAAGAUGGCUGUGGUUUUCAACAACUCAGGUUUAGAUUCACUUACAUAUCCUGUAUUUGCUCAACAAUUUAUCAAACACACUGGGAAAGUAUUGAAAUUAUUUGUAAUUGGUGAUCACACUUGUGUAACUGAGGUUCCUUCUAUCAAAAACCAUAAUAAAUCUAGUGAUAAAUCUCCGAUAUUUUUUCAUUCACAUAGUGUCUCAAAGGAAGGCUGUAAAUCACCAUUAUCUGACCCAUGUUCACUUUUCGACAAACAAUCCGUAUGUACCUAUGAUAAUGUGCUUUUCAAUCUAUUAGCAGCUGAAAUUCGUAAAACCUUGGAAAUAGAUCUGUUCGGUGUAGACCUCAUAUGUGAAGCUGAGAACUCAACACCUGAUUCACCUACAGAACCAGCCAGAUACGCUAUUAUCGAUAUCAAUAUCUUUCCAAGCUACAAGAAUGUUCAUGGAUUCAUCUUUCAUUUAGAAAACCUAAUCAGGAAGAAGCUCUCCUUACCUUUACUCUCUAUUAAUAAUAAUAACAAUGGCAGCAACGGGGUAGAGUGAACGAAGAUAGUCUCUUUUUCAAAAUCCUAUUUUACUUACAAAUGCUGACAGUAAUCAGUCAUGAAUAUAGAAAAAGAUUUUAAAUCUGAUUAUUUUUAUACUAGAUUUUGUGAUAAUUUGUUUGAAAUUUUUAAAAAACAGUUGUUGUUUUAUUCUAUUUUUUCAUAUAAUACAAUGACUAAUUUUUCUAAUUACAUUCCCUCAGCAAUGAUUUUCAUUUUGUUCUAUUAAACUACCUAAUUUAUAUACAGCAACAAAUAAUUUUUGUAUGAAUUAUUUGAAAUAUAUGAGUGGUUAAAUAAAACAGUAAAAAAAAUCAUUCUUUAUCGUC
Trichobilharzia szidati is the source of this 1463-nucleotide messenger RNA. Lineage: Eukaryota; Metazoa; Platyhelminthes; Trematoda; Strigeidida; Schistosomatidae. The record is from the annotation of a GenBank genome assembly.